Molecule: messenger RNA, 2457 nt
Organism: Sardina pilchardus (European sardine)
Lineage: Eukaryota; Metazoa; Chordata; Actinopteri; Clupeiformes; Clupeidae
Gene: slu7
Product: SLU7 homolog, splicing factor
Exons: 15
Coding region: 77-1783 (568 amino acids)
Biological process (GO): mRNA splicing, via spliceosome
Cellular component (GO): spliceosomal complex
Molecular function (GO): pre-mRNA 3'-splice site binding
Source: RefSeq, a predicted model, not a curated record
GCCUAUUACUUCCGGAUCAUGGGAACCAAAACCUUGUAAACACAGUAUUGUAUAUUGAGGACGUGUGCAAGAAAUCAUGCAGCAGCAGGAACCAGCAGAAACUGGCCAAGAGGGGGUGGUGGGUCUGGAGGAGCCCAAGAAGAUGACCCGUGAAGACUGGAGGAAGAAGAAAGAGCUCGAGGAGCAGAGGAAGCUGGGAAAUGCCCCAGCCGAAGUGGACGAGGAGGGAAAGGACAUCAACCCUCACAUUCCUCAGUACAUUUCAUCAGUGCCAUGGUAUAUCGACCCCUCAAAGCGUCCCACACUCAAGCAUCAGAGGCCUCAGGAUGAAACUGAGGAGACGUUUUCAAAUAUUUCAGAAUGGUACAAGAGAGGUGUGCAGGAGAAAUCAGUCAGCACGAAGUUCCGCAAGGGUGCAUGUGAAAACUGCGGCGCCUUAACCCAUAAGAAGAAGGACUGCCUGGAGCGUCCCAGGAAAGUGGGGGCCAAAUUCACUGGUACAGGCAUGGCUCCAGAUGAGCAUGACCAACUCACACUGUCCCUGGACUAUGAUGGGAAAAGAGACCGCUGGAAUGGCUAUGACCCAGACGAUCACAUGCGCAUUGUGGAGGAGUAUUCCAAGGUUGACUUGGCAAAACGCACUCUAAAAGCACAGAGGUUGCAAGAGGAAUUGGCAUCAGGGAAGCUUGUGGACCAGGCGGAGCGGGAGCAUGACAGCGAGGAUGAAGACGAGGAUAAAUACGCCGAUGACAUCGAUAUGCCUGGACAGAACUUCGACUCAAAAAGACGAAUCACUGUCAGAAAUCUGAGAAUUCGAGAAGACAUUGCUAAGUACCUCAGAAACUUGGAUCCAAACUCAGCCUAUUAUGACCCCAAGACUCGAGCCAUGAGGGAGAACCCGUAUGCCAACACAGGGAAGAACCCAGAGGAGGUCGGGUAUGCUGGGGACAACUUUGCGCGUUACACUGGUGACACCAUCAACAUGGCCUCAACUCAGUUAUUUGCCUGGGAGGCUUAUGACAAAGGCUCAGAGGUGCACCUGCAGGCAGACCCCACCAAACUGGAGCUGCUGCAUCAGUCCUUCAAAGUCAAGAAGGAGGACUUCAAGCAGAUGCAGAAGGAGAGCAUCCUAGAAAGGUACGGUGGUGAAGAGCAUUUAGAUGCCCCUCCUCGUGAGCUGCUGUUGGCUCAGACAGAGGAGUAUGUGGAGUACUCUCGUCAUGGUGCCGUGAUCAAAGGACAGGAUAAGGCCAUUGCCCGCUCCAAAUACGAAGAGGAUGUGCUCAUCAACAACCACAUAUGCAUCUGGGGUUCUUACUGGAAAGAUGGCAUGUGGGGCUACAAAUGCUGCCACUCAAUGGUCAAACAGAGUUACUGCACAGGAGAUGCAGGCAAGAAAACAAUGACCACCUCCUGCGUUCCAUUUGAAGAAGGGCUGGAAGUUGCUGAGGAAGAGGAGAUGCCAAAGACUCUCUUGGAGCUUCACCAAGAGAAGAUGAAGGACAAGAAGAAGAAGAAGAAGAAGGACAAGAAGCACAAGAGGAGGGAUUCAGACAGCAGCGACGAGGAAGACGAGGCGAAGAAGAGAGAGAAACUCAAGAAGGCUUUGCUGGCGGAGGACCAGUGGCAGAAGGAGGUGGCGGAGAUCAUGCUGCUGGACGAGAGGAAGCGCCCCUACAACAGCCUGAAGGAGGUGCGGGAGCCCACCGAGGAGGAGAUGGAGGCCUUCCAGAUGAAGCGGCCCCGGGCUGACGACCCCAUGGCCUCCUUCCUGUUCCAGUGAGCUCCGCUCUGCCGCCGGGCCACGGCUCUUCUCCCUGCACUCCUCAGAGGUCACAGGGAACGCACCACUCUCUUACCGAACUCUGUGCUCCCUGUCGUGGACGGGAAGCCCUUGUAGUGCAAACAGCUGGUCGUCCUUACACCGUUGGCCAUCUUUUACCAGCCUUGCUUGAGUGGACCAACAUUUUUGUCAAGCUGAAUGGUUAUCUAGUGUUUACCAGGCUUUCUCGAGCUCCAUCAGUGGUGGACCAACUUGUUAUAGAUCUUCAGUGCUGUUCAGCCACCUUAGAUCACUUGGGCACUGCAAGAAUGAAGCAUAGACUUGGGGGAACCCAUAUAAUCUUUUAUGCCAGAUAAAAGGGAUUAUUUUCUGCAAGUCUGCAAUCCUGUCCUGUUUCCUACCCUAGUCGUUUCUCCAUAGCAAGGAGACACAUGCUAAAAUCUAUACAGUUUUUAAUUAUUUCAAACAUGGACAUAUUGAUGCGUUUUGUAGCGCUUAUGAUGAGGUCGCUAAUUUUGUCAUUCACUAUUUGUUUUGGUUUCCCAUUCAUCUCAGACAUAUGCCAUUUUACUUUUAUUUUAAGGGCUGUCUGCAUCUGUGUUUAUAAAUCGAUAUCGAUUUUCCUCCUCAAGACUUGUCUGGUGUAAUAAAACUUUAUGCAGAAACUCAGAAAA